Trifolium pratense (red clover) is the source of this 891-nucleotide messenger RNA. RefSeq names its product transcription factor DUO1. The record is from RefSeq and is a predicted model, not a curated record. NCBI's taxonomy places the organism in Eukaryota, Viridiplantae, Streptophyta, Magnoliopsida, Fabales, Fabaceae. The coding region runs from base 1 to 888 and encodes 295 amino acids. The transcript has 3 exons.
AUGCAUGGGAAAAAAGAACAAGAACAUGUAAGAAAAGGUCCAUGGAAAACAGAGGAAGAUGAUGUGUUACUUAACCAUGUCAAAAAAUAUGGUCCAAGAGAUUGGAGCUCCAUUCGAUCCAAAGGUCUUCUUCAAAGAACUGGCAAGUCUUGUCGUCUUCGUUGGGUCAAUAAGCUUCGACCAAAUCUCAAAAAUGGGUGCAAGUUUACAACAGAUGAAGAGAGGACUGUGAUAGAGUUGCAGGAACAAUUUGGAAACAAAUGGGCUAAGAUUGCAUCCCAUUUGCCAGGAAGAACAGACAAUGAUGUCAAAAAUUUCUGGAGCAGUAGACAAAAGAGAUUGGCUAGGCUUCUCAAAAUAUCAUCAUCAUCAUCAACUUCAAAGUCACACAAAAACAAAAACAAAGCCAAAGUUUCUCUCUCUGUUCCAACUUCAGAGAUUCCAUAUAAGUUCAGUUCUUCAUCAGAGGGAGAAACAUCAUCAAAGCCUCCUCAAUCAUGUUCAUUACCAUGCAUUCAAAAUUCUGAUCAAGUUAUCAAAAUGGUACCAUUACUUGAUCUUAUAAAAUCCGAGCCGCCUAAUUUCGACACAAACUACGUUGAACAAGAGUUCACUCCUUUUGAUCAGAGCUACAAAAGCACUGAACAAAUUGCAUUUCCUCAGAUUCCAGAACUCCAAAAUGAUCUUACUUUUCCAAUGCCAAGAAUUGAUGACCAAAAUUUAUUUGAUGUUUUUGGUCCAUUUGAUUCAUCUGAAUUUGGAAUGGUUCCUUUUUUUGAACCAUCAGGGAGUUGCAGAAUUGGGAAAAUGGAUAGUUUCUUUGAUGAUUUUCCAGAGGACAUGUUUGAUAACAUUGAUCCACCUAUAAGUCCAUCUAAUAAGCUCUAAAUU